Molecule: messenger RNA, 522 nt
Organism: Brassica napus (rape)
Lineage: Eukaryota; Viridiplantae; Streptophyta; Magnoliopsida; Brassicales; Brassicaceae
Product: pentatricopeptide repeat-containing protein At1g02370, mitochondrial
Exons: 3
Coding region: 1-522 (173 amino acids)
Cellular component (GO): mitochondrion
Source: RefSeq, a predicted model, not a curated record
AUGGUGGUGGCUCCAUUUUCUUCUUAUGCUGCUGAGUUUAACCCCAACAGGCAGAUCACUACUCCUGCGUUUAUGUUACCUUCUCCUGCUGUUGCUGAGAAGAGCAGUAUUUUCGAGAAGAUACAGCCUUUUAUCGGAGAGACCUUAGAUUUCAUCACAAGGGAGGAAGAGAAGAAGGAAGAUCUCGUCGACUGGGCAAAACGUCUUAACAAAGACGGCAAAUUUGAAUAUGCCUUCGAGAUCUUUGAGUGGAUGGAUAAAAAGAAGAUGGAGUUUUCUCCUUCGGAGCUUGCAGUUUAUGUGGAUCUCAUUGCCCAGACUAAAGGCAUAUAUGCGGCUGAAGAAUACUUCAAUCAAGUAGAACCAGUCUUUGACCGAACCAACACCCGCGCGAAGAAUUGGCCUGCUUUUGCUAGUAUUGUGAAACAGUUCUUAACCACUACUGGAUCAGUCUUAGAGAUAACUUCAUGUUCAAGGUCUAGCUCGUGUGCACAAAGGCUUGGAAUUAUGGUCAGGUUCUGA